GUGGAAGUUCGUUUGAAAAUUUGAAGCUGUAUGGAAUACUCAUAAAUACGAGUAUCAAUGUAAACAAAAAAGGAAUAGUAGAAUGCCACCUAAUUUGCACCUCAUCUCUCUCUCUCUUCUCAGAAUUCCUGCAACUAGCUCUAUUCUUGGGGACCUAGGGCAUCUUGAAGAACAUCCCUUUCCUUGCUCAUAUCAUCACAUUUGAUGAGAUUCUAUAAUAAUGUGCGUAUGACAAAAUUGUGGUUCAGAGACUGGUGAAUUUGGAGUUCUAUGAGUGCUGGAUUGUUCUUCAAAAGUUGCUUCAGAGACUGUUGAAGACAACGAGAAUGCCUGCUCACAAGUCGAAAUCGGAGAAAAUUGAUGAUUCAAAGUCUCUGCGGAAGGACCCUUAUGAGGUUCUCGGAGUCAACAAGCACUCAACAGAUCAGGAAAUAAAAACUGCCUACAGAAAAUUAGCUCUGAAGUACCAUCCUGACAAGAAUGCAAAUGACCCUAGAGCAGCUGAUAUGUUCAAGGAAGUCACUUUUUCGUAUAACAUUUUGUCUAAUCCUGAAAAAAGGCGUCAAUAUGACUCUGCUGGGUUUGAGGCAGUGGAAUCAGAUAGCCAAGAAAUGGAACUGGACCUUUCAAGUUUGGGACCUGUAAAUACCAUGUUUGCUGCUCUAUUUAGUAAGCUUGGGGUACCAAUUAAGACCGCUGUCUCAGCCACUGUCUUGGAAGAAGCAUUAAAUGGUACAGUGCCCAUUCGUCCCCUUCAACUCGGGCAGUUAAUCUGUAGGAAGGUAGAAAAGCAGUGUGCUCACUUCUACGCUGUUACAAUCACAGAAAAGGAAUCUAAAGGGGGCUUUGUUUGCCGGGUGCUAUCAUCAGAUAAAAGCAAGUUUAAGUUAUUGUACUUUGAUAAAGAAGAAAAUGGUGGGUUGAGCCUUGCACUGCAGGAGGAUAGCACAAAAACUGGAAAAGUGACUUCUGCUGGGAUGUAUUUUCUUGGAUUCACUGUUUAUCACAUGGAUCCAGCACAUACAUCAAUGACUGCUGCAAAGGAUCAAGACUCUGCGUUGUUUAAAAAACUGGAUGGGUUUCAGCCAUGUGAAAUAACUGAAUUAAAACCCGGAACACAUAUAUUUGCAGUAUAUGGUGACAAUUUUUUCAAGAGUAUAAGCUACACCAUUGAAGCUGUUUGUGCUGAAAAUUAUGCUGAGGAUAAAGAGAACCUAAGAUCAGUAGAAACCCAAAUUUUAUCAAAAAGAGUGGAGUUGUCCAAGUUUGAAACAGAAUACCGGGAGGUUCUUGCACAAUUUACAGAGAUGACAAGUAGGUACGCUCAAGAAAUGCAAGCAAUUGACGAGCUCCUUAAGGAGAGGAAUGACAUACAUGCCUCGUAUACAACUGCUCCUCAAAUGAAGCGCAGUGGCAGUGGUCGUAAUAAAAGUAGUAGCGCUUCUAAUGAGGCCACUGAAGGUAAGCCUGCAAGACAGAAGAAAACUUCAAGAGAGCAUUUGAAGAAGAAAAAAUGGUUUAACAUUCACUUGAAGGUGGAUAAAAGGAAGCCUUGCUAAGUGCAGUUAGAUCUUCUACCAAUAUAUUCCACAAUGUCAAUAUUUGUGCUGUCUACUAUUUUUCUUGCAUAAAUGGAAGCACCCAAGCAGUUUCCUUUUUAUGGUAAUGCCUUAUGUCCAAGCAAUGAGCUUGUUGCUGGAUUACACAAAUUCGAAGUGACAGUUUUCUCUCGUUCGUCUAUUGAUAUCAACAGCGUUGUGAAACUUUGGCAUCUCAUGUAAUGGUUGGUCUAACAUGCAAAGCACUGCUACACAGUAGUUUUAGAAUUCUUCCCUCGGCAUUCUUUUGUUAGUCACUGUGUAUCUUUGUGGAUUCUACUAUCAAACGAUCUUUUGUUUCGUUUUCAUACUUUUAGAAAAUAUAAAACUUGUAGACAUGCUAAUUAUAGUUUGCACAUUGUUCUGUACAAACCGUCUGUAUAACACAACGUUUUCUUGUUAUGUAUGACACACCGUUGUUACUUGUUAUUUUCUUGAAGUAUAGACAAAAAUUUAUAGUGAUUCUACUAA
Messenger RNA from Cuscuta epithymum, 2069 nucleotides. The record is from the annotation of a GenBank genome assembly. Lineage: Eukaryota; Viridiplantae; Streptophyta; Magnoliopsida; Solanales; Convolvulaceae.